Messenger RNA from Caenorhabditis bovis, 3018 nucleotides. Lineage: Eukaryota; Metazoa; Nematoda; Chromadorea; Rhabditida; Rhabditidae. The record is from the annotation of a GenBank genome assembly.
AUGGGUGGUGCAUUGUGUUGCUGCUGCCCAAAAGUUACUGAUCGCGAAAAUGAACAGCUUUCAACCGUUAUUUUGUCUCGUCCGCAACCGAACAUUGAACAAUGUCGUGGAAACCUUUUGGUUUUCCUAAAUCCCAACAGUGGACGAGGUUUGAGCUUGAAAACGUUUGCACACACAGUCGCCCCGAAACUUGACAAAAAUUUGAUUAAAUAUGAAGUUGUUAUCACUAAUGGUCCGAAUCAUGCUAAAUAUGCGCUUAUGACAAAAACGGAUCUCGAUAAAUUCAACGGAGUUCUGAUAUUUUCCGGGGAUGGUCUCGUUUUUGAGGCUUUGAACGGAAUAUUGAAUCGUGAAGAUGCAUUCCGAAUAUUUCCGACUCUUCCAUUUGGAAUCAUACCAAGCGGUUCAGGAAAUGGAUUAUUGUCAUCGGUUCUCAAUAAAUACGAUAAAAAUAUCAAGCCAAAGGAAGUAAUGGAGAAAGCGCUCGAAAUUUGUACGUCAACGAAUCCAGUCGCAGAAGCAGUAGCUUUGUAUUCUGUAAAAACGGAUGCUGGCCCAAUUACAUCAUUUCUGUCAAUUGGAUGGGGACUUAUGGCUGAUAUUGAUAUUGAAAGUGAGAAAUGGAGAAGGCAUCUCGGCGGACAUCGAUUCACUCUGCAAGGAUUUAUUAGAAGCAUUAAUUUGCGCUCGUAUCACGGAAGAUUAACGUAUCGACCCUAUCGGCCCUCAGACACGUUUACACCGAGUGAAAACAAAUUUGCGAUUUAUGACAAAACAAUGGGAGAAAGAAUUGCCGACCUUGAAAGCCAAAAGGUAAAUCCAAUUUCGCUUGAUAAAUGGACACUUCAUGAGGAGAAUCCCGACGAUUCAACUGAUUUAGUUACAAUUGAGGACGAAUUUAUCAAUGUUUACGCGGUAACACUGUCCCACAUUUCAUCCGAUGGUCCAUUUGCGCCAACUUGCAAAAUUGAGGAUAAUCGCAUUUUCCUGUCAUACAUUCUCAAAAAAGAUGUUGGUUCACGAUAUGACAUCGCAAAAUACUUAUUAGCCAUUGAAGAGAUGAAACAUCUGGAUCUUCCGUUUGUUAAGUUUGUGGAAGUAUCUUCACUUCAUCUUGACGUUCUCACCGAAGGAUCCUACGUUGUGAUUGACGGCGAAGUCAUCGAAACCAAAACAGUUAUUGCGAAUUCGACGAGGAAUCAUAUGUGUAUAAUGCUCGCGAGGCAAACACAGAUCCGUCAAAAUACUCUUCAUCGGAUCUCUAAACGAUUUGUAGCAUGGAGGGAUUCAUUUCGGGAAGGCACAUUUUCUUCUGAUGUCGAUGCCCAGAAGCCUACUCAUAUUAUUGUCGGAGCUGGAAGCGCUGGAUGUGUUCUAGCGAACCGUUUGACGGAAAACCCGGACAAUCGGGUUCUGCUCAUCGAAGCAGGUCCAGUAGAUCACAAAUGGGACUGGCGAAUUCACAUGCCAGCUGCGUUGAUGUACAAUCUUUGCUCUGAAACAUAUAACUGGUAUUAUCAUACCACAGCUCAGAAGAAUUUGAAUAAUCGAGUGUUCUAUUGGCCUCGUGGAAGAGUAUGGGGUGGAUCAUCAACACUGAAUGCGAUGUGCUAUGUACGAGGUCACGCAUUUGACUACAAUCGAUGGGAAAAAGAAGGAGCUGACGGAUGGAAUUACGCGAAUUGUCUGCCAUAUUUCAGGAAAGCAGAAACGUAUUCACAUACAAAAGGACCCGACGACCCGUAUCGGGGACACAAUGGUCCGCUUCAUGUUCAACGAGGUGCAGCCGAAAAUCCUUUACACAAAGCUUGGCUAGAUGUCGGAAAGAAUCAUCCGCUUGGGUAUACUGAAGACAUGAAUGGAGAAAAACAAGAAGGAAUCGGCUAUAUGGAUAUGACAAUUCAUAAAGGAGAAAGAUGGAGUUCUUCUAAGGCAUAUUUACAUCCAAUUCUGAGUCGACCGAAUUUGAUCACCUCUUCCGGAAUAAUGUGUACUCGAGUUCUAUUUGAUAAAAAUAAAGCGAUAGGGAUUGAAUAUAUUAGGAAAAUUAAUUUUAUGGGAACAGAGAAUAUCGAUUCGUAUAGUCGUGAAAAAGUUUAUUGUCAAGGCGACGUGAUUCUUGCUGGUGGAGCAAUUAAUACUCCACAAUUGCUCAUGCUCAGUGGGGUUGGACCAAGCGAACAUUUGCGAUCUCACGAGAUUCCGCUUGUUGUCGAUUUGCCUGGUGUUGGGAAAAAUUUGCAGGAUCACCUUGAAAUUUAUGUGCAGCAAGAAUGCACGCAACCGGUGACAUUGUAUAACAAGAGUUCAUGGAAAUUCCCGCAUAAUAUGAUCAAAAUCGGAUUAGAAUGGUUUACUAGACGGACCGGAUUGGGAGCUUCUUCACACUUAGAAACUGGUGGAUUCGCAAGAUCAAAUGACACCGUUUCUCAUCCAGAUAUUCAAUUCCACUUUCUGCCUUCCACAGUUCAUGACGAUGGACGUGUGAACGGAACAUGUCAUGGUUAUCAGGUUCAUGUUGGACCAAUGCGGUCACAAUCUAAAGGGUAUUUGAUGCUACAAUCGAAAGAUCCCCGAAGAGCUCCAAUUAUUAAUCCGAAUUAUAUGAAUGAGGAUGAUGAUUGGAAGGAGUUCAGAAGGUGCAUUCGACUAUCGCGCGAGUUAUUUGCUUCGAAAUCUUUCGACGAAUUCCGCGGAAAAGAAUUAGCACCGGGAGAAGAAGCGCAAUCCGAUGCGGACAUCGAUAAAUUUGUCAAAGAAAAAGCGGCAUCGGCAUAUCAUCCUUCUUGCACUUGUAAAAUGGGAAAAUCCGAUGAUUCGAUGGCGGUUGUCAAUCCGAACACAAUGGGAGUUUAUGGAACGGAGAACUUAAAGGUUGUCGAUGCAAGUGUAAUGCCAUCGAUUGUUAGUGGAAAUCUAAACGCUCCGGUUAUAAUGAUGGCUGAAAGAGCAGCUGAUUUGAUCCUUCACAAGAAGCAACAAUUGCCACCGUCUAAGGCUAAAGUGUGGACACAUUAG